Molecule: messenger RNA, 3918 nt
Organism: Babesia ovata
Lineage: Eukaryota; Apicomplexa; Aconoidasida; Piroplasmida; Babesiidae
Product: kringle domain-containing protein
Exons: 1
Coding region: 1-3918 (1305 amino acids)
Source: RefSeq, a predicted model, not a curated record
AUGGUGUGUGUCCCGUGUGGUUAUAACAAGUACAAGGAAGCCCCAGGUGCGCAUGCGUGUACAUCGUGCCCUGGCAAAACUCACGCUGCGUCUGUUACCAACACCGGAGUAGAGCAGUGCAAUCGUUGCCCACCUGGAUACUACGAGACCAACGACCCGACGUAUCCAUGCGAAGUUUGUAGCCCCAACCACAUAUGCGUCGGUUCUGACCCAAUGGAUCCUGACCUGAUGAUGUACAGCGGUAAGCGUGUAAAGUGCGACAAGAACGCGGUGACCCUCGUGCCCUACGAGGAAAACAUAUACCUCACCAACUGUCUAUGCGACAAGGGCUACAUGGCUCGUACGCGUACCGGUGUUGUGAAAUGCGAGGCCGUUCCGAAAAACACGUAUAAGGAUGUAAUAGGGAACGUUGGCCCAACUGACUGCCCGCCUGGGUCCUAUACUUUGAAAACGGGUGCAACUGAUGCAUCGGAAUGUGUUUGUAAGAAGGGAAUGUUCUUCGACAAGGCCAACAAGCGUUGCACAAUUUGCCCGGAGGGUAUGUACUGUCUCGGUGGUCGUCUACCCAACGGCGAGCACAUGUCACCCAUGAUGUGUACGGAUGGCAAUGCGGUCACUAAGGACGGCGGAGCCACCAGUCCAAGUGAAUGUCUGUGCAAGCCUGGCUUCUACUUGCGGCAAGAUGGCCGAGGUGGAUGCGUUGAGUGCCCUGAAAAUACGUACAAAACAUUUAUUUCGAAUGAAAGUUGCACUCAGUGUCCCAAGAAUUCGGUAACCUACGGCCAGGUUGGAGCCACUUCUAAGGAACAGUGCGUUUGCGCUCCUGGAUAUUAUUUUACUGGUACAUGUAAAGUAUGUGGGUAUCCAGAUAAAUAUUGCCCCGGUGGCAUUUUUAAGCACCGAGACGAUGUGACUGGAAAGGACAUAUAUGAAACAAGUGCUCCCAUAGACUGCCCACCUCAUACCGAAAUCCCGCCCGGCGUAGACGCGGCAGACAGCUAUGACAACUGUAAGUGUAGCAAGGGGUACGCAUUUGCAAGGAGGGACGAGCAAUCAAAGACAAAGAUAUGCGUUCCUUGCCCACCCGGAUCGUACAAGGGUUCCGUGAUGGAUUCGAGUUGCAACGGUUUGUGCACGCAGAACGCCACGAGCCUGCCGGGUGCGUUCAGCCCGAGCCAGUGCUUCUGCCAACGUGGGUACUACUACCUGGCGGGAGGCAUAUGCGCGCCGUGCGUGGAAGGCGCCAGGUGCGACGGAGGUCUGCUGGACAGCGGGGGGCCGUCGUACAAGCGCAGCGUCGUCAGGUACAACGACCACGUGAAGCCCGUGCCCAUUGAGGGCUACUACCUCGACAAGAUCAACCUCGAGCUUCGCAAACCCGACGACUGGCGUUUCAUCGAGUGCCCGAUCAAGGGUGCGUGUCUGGGCGAGAAGGGUUGCUCUGAGUCGAUGACCGCGUACCUUUGCGCCGAGUGCAGGACUGGCUUCACCAACAACUUCAAGAAGGGUGCGCUGUGCAGCAAGUGCCCCUCCACCUGGUCAAACGUGCUCCUGACGGUCGCGUGGUACCUCGCCCUUUUGUUGGUGAACAUCGUGAUGGCGUGCCUGAACGUCAGCGCGGGCUUCAACCGCAGGUCCAUCCACUCCGUCGUCAUCAAGAUCGCUCUCAACUACGGUGUCUGCAUGUCGGUGCUAAACGUCAUCAACUUCAGCGAUUUGGCGCUGCCCGAGGAACUCAAGUCCACCACCAUCCAAUGGAUUAAAUUGUUGUACCGUGAGACCAAGACUUAUCACACGUCGAUCGAUUGCUUGCUUCAACAGUGGUUCGGAAUGAAGCACGCCGAUGCCUUCUUUUACAAUAUGCUUUUCAUUGCAUGUUUACCUGUUAUUUUAUUGUUCAUCGUGACUGUGCUUAUGUGGGUAAUUCUCGGGUUGUUCAAGCUGACACGGGGUUCAACCAUGCGUUCGAAGUUGGCGCUGCUAUAUCAGUCCAAAGUACAGGGGAUGAACUAUUUAUAUGAUCGGUUGGCAGAAGAGUAUUCGAACGAGCGUUUGUUUAUGAUUUUCCGUUACAUCCCGCUGCCUGGGGAGACACGCUGGGUACGUUUCAAGCACUUCUUGGAAGAUAUGAUUCCGAUUUACGUCACAGUGCUCUUCUCACUGCACGGCAACACAACAAGCCAAAUGCUUAGUCUUCUAGACUGCACCCACAUAAGCUUGGGGCAGAGUAUUCCCAGCAAAUACGUUCUGCGCCCCGCCAUGAGCAUUAAGUGCUCACUGGAUCCCGAUGAGGGUUACAUUCCGUACUUGCUGCUGGGUCUGGGAGGUUUGAUCUUUUGGGGAUUCGGGAUUCCGUUGUUUUCGUACAUCGUGUUGUUGAUGAACCGGCGAAACCUGUACGCUCCUGACGUGCGCAUGAAAUACGGGUUCCUUCACAACGGUUACCAGCAAGGAUACUGGUUCUGGGAAGCGAUUGUGUUCACUCGCAAGAGUCUUGUGCUGGUGAUUGGCAGCAUCGUGAUCGUGCCGUCGCAGAACACGAGUGGAUCCCGUAUAUGGAUGGCUCUGGCCGUCGCCGUAUUCUUCCUCAUUAUCCAGCUCAUCUACAAGCCGUUUGACGAGCGAGACUAUUUCGUACUCGGGAGGCUCGAGAGCCACAGCAUGAUCUCGUGGACAGCAAGCUUACUCGCCGUUUAUCUUAUGUGUUACAUUAGGUUACAGCCAACAGUCGUUACCAUUGUCUGUGCUUUCUUGUUCCUGAACUCGUGUUACUUCUUCUUUGUCGUGAUUACGAGCUCGGCUCGUGCAUUACUUACGACUAUGCGGCACAAGCGUGAUAAGACCCUCUUCCGUAAGCUGCGUUGGAUCGUUGAUGUACUGCUAUACUUCGAGGCGCGAAGAUCUUCACGGGAGCCUCAAAUCCAUUACAACCAACGCAUCGGCCAGCUGCAACUGAAGUCAAGUACCAAGAGGAGGAAGUGGUUGGGCAUCAAGACCUAUAAAUUGACGUCCUUGGAGCGUUACUACUUCGUGAACAUUGUGACCGAGAUCUAUCGCAUCGUUAUUUGCCACCUGAAGCUAGACGUAAUGCCCAAGUUGUUGAUCGAAUUCCUUAUUCGCCUAUCCAUUUCGUUCACACGUUUGGAGGAGAAAAUGUCUAAGAAGGAGCUUUUCCAGGAUCUCAAAGAUGGAGACCUGUCAACACUCGUGGCGUGGGCUGCUGAAAAGGAGUCGCGUAAACCAAACAGGAUAUUGAAAUGGGACAGUUUAGAGGGCGGUGUAAACAUUCCAGACAUGUUGUUGAACGACAAGAACCUCACUGCCGAGAUGGGUCUGCGUCGUGAAGAGCUGCAGGACAUCAUGGACUGCUUAUUCGACGACAACGUGCUCGAGGGGAACACUAAGCUGCCUGACUUCUACCACUCAAUUACCCGUAUCUGGAUUAUGGACACGAACAUGCUCACGUUUUUGUUCAGCGUCUAUAAGCAUGUGAAGUACCAACGCGACAAAGAACGGCUCGAUGAAAUGAACAAAUCAAACGCCAAACUCCGUGCCAUGAUGAAUAAUUUGCAGGCCCUAGCUGAGGGCGAGAAGGAUCUCGAGGAAUUCGCGAAUGCCGAGAACGUUGCUCAAUUGGAAGAAGAAUUGAAAACUAAAUCGGCCAAGCGAGACCAACUGCUUGAGGAACUCAAGGAGAUGCAAUCUAGCCCUGACACCUAUUGCCCCGGAGAUACGGGAUCUAACGAGCCCGCUUUGGAUGCGGCAAUGAAGGAUUUGGGUUUCACCGUGAAGGGUGCUUUAGAAAAAUACGUCAUUGAUGCGCUAUCUUCCAGCGAGUCGGAUACUGACGAUGAGACUGAAUCUGAUUCAGAAGGUGAAACCACAUCUGAUUCGGACUACUCUACCGACGAAGAGUGA